CGGCGACGGCGGAAAGCUGCCCGGGCCAUGGCGGAGAGCAACGCGGACUGGAUGGGCUCGCUGCCGGCGGCGCUGCGCUCCUGCCCGCUCUCCAACCUCGCCAUCCCAGGGUCACAUGAUUCUUUCAGCUACUGGGUUGAUGAGAAAUCUCCCGUGGGACCAGACCAAGCCACAGCUAUCAAACGUUUGGCCAAAAUUUCAUUGGUUAAAAAGAUUAUGAAGAAAUGGUCGGUGACUCAAAACCUGACUUUUAAAGAGCAAUUGGAAGGUGGGAUCCGCUACUUUGAUCUUCGUGUGUCUUCCAAGCCUGGGGAAAUAGGACAGGAGAUUUACUUCAUACAUGGCUUGUUUGGCAUCAAAGUAUGGGAUGGGCUGAUGGAGAUUAACACUUUCCUUGGACAGCACCCCAAGGAAGUCAUCUUCUUGGACUUCAAUCACUUCUACGCCAUGGAUGACAGCCAUCACUUCUACUUGAUCAACAAGAUCCGCUCGGCGUUUGGAUCCAAACUGUGUUCCAUUGCAUGUGUAGAGCAUGUGACGUUACAGUACAUGUGGGAAAAGAAAUACCAGGUUCUUACUUUCUACCACUACCCUCUGUACCGGGAAUACCCCUUCCUGUGGCCAGGGAAUAAAAUACCAGCACCGUGGGCCAACACCACCAAYGUGCACAAGCUCUUGCAGUUUCUGGAGACGACUCUUGAGGAGCGAAGUCGCUACGGAACUUUUCAUGUUUCCCAGGCCAUCCUCACGCCUCGAGUGAAGACGAUUGCACGGCACCUAAUCCGUGGUCUGAAGAAUACCCUUGUGCAUAGGAACCUUCCCAUGAUAUUGAAUUGGGUGAAAGCACAGAAACCGGGCGUUAUGGGCGUUAACAUAAUUACAUCAGACUUUGUGGAGCUGGUUGACUUUGCUGCUACAGUUAUUGCAUUAAAUGAUCUUCUUUUAGAAGAGGACGAAUCUGCAUCUAUAUUGUGAUUAUUUUGUUCCACUGUAUCCUGAGAUCUUUAAACUCUUCUAAGCUUAUUUUAUUAAAUGAAACUAUUAUAACCUGUUUAUUGAAAAACAAGUCAAGGAAGUGUGGUUUAAAAUCAGACCCGGGAGGGUGUCUUCUCUCACAGAUGGGCAGCUCCGAGUGGAACACAGGGCACUGCCUGAGUGCUGCUGCGUGGCUCUCUGUGGCUGCGUGUUGGACUAAGUUGCACACACAUCUGCUGCAGUUCUGCCCAGGGUCUGCCUGCCAGCCCAGGGCCGCUCUCAGAGGCCGAUGUACCCAGUUACUGCACGGGUCUGCCCACUGACUGGGCUCACCGUGCCCCCCKGUGUGCAGCCUGCUCAACUUCUUGACUCAAGGUUCAAACCCACGAUGGCUGCUGSUCCCUCAGCAGCAGUUCUACCAGGCCAACCAAGGCAGUGCUGCUUUUCAGGCCACCUCAGGCAUAGCUGGUUUCAGCUGGAAGCUGCUCUUAGCUCACUAAGCUGCUCUGGGCACUACCUCUGAUUUACUUGAAGAAACAAUGUCGCUGUUGUUCAGAGGAAGCUGCUAAUGCUGUGCUGAGGACUCGCACUUGGUUUGGGCCCGAGAUGCAAAUGCUUGGAAUGCUUUGCCUCAUUGGGCUCCAAACUAGUUUUCAGCACCUUGUUAUUUUACUUUAGUGCACGUACKGCCAUCAUGUUCAAGAGUGUGUUUCCUCUCUGGAAUUAGUUUGGUAAUUUGAAGGAAACUUCAGUACUCAAGWAAUCAGACUUGCAACUCACAAGUCCAUGUCUGUUGUGAGGUGCUCAAGAAACUGCCUAGCAACCUUCCUCUCUUGCUUCUUCACUAUUUUUUUCCACAUAUUGAAUUUUCUUUGGAAAACUUCUUGUGCAGUUAACCUCUGUGGAAGGAAGAAGGCUAAGUGGAAGUUUAUUCAGGAGAAUUGGAUGCAAGUAAGGAGUGCUCCCAACCCAAACAGCGAAUGGGUUUGCGGUGUGGGGGUGAAUUCCAGAGCCUGCCCUGAAUGCYGGCGCUUGCUGCCAGAGCCGAUCUGCUCAGAACAGCUCCAGUGGAAGCAUUUUCUCAGCCUGCAGCUGCUUGUGACUAAGGAAUAAGCCCCGCAGAGUUGGAGAGCRGUGCUAAUGGUGUAGUCUUACUGCUUUUUGUGUUGAUCCACAACAAAAUGUUGCCACGUGUUUGUCACAUGUUUGUGUGUAUCGGUAUUUUAACUGGCUAGCUGAUAGCAGUCCUUUAUGGCCUGAUUUAUCUUGGGAUUUAAACAAGUGUCUGCCUAGCAGAUACCUCCCUGCUCAGUUGUCUUUUUAAAGCAACUGUUGGGUGUACUAAUCAUUCCAUGAUUACAAAUAUGUAUUAAUCUCAUUAUGAUACUUGAGAAUGGCUUAUCAUAGAUGUUCUUUAAAAAAGGUGAAUCUCUCUCUAUCUUCCUCUCUUGGCUCUGCUAUUCUAGUGUCUCAAUACUGAGAAGUCCAAAAGUGUUUUGCUUGUUUGUUGCAAGCUCUGAACUCAGACAAGAUUAGSUAAAGUUUGCAAACCUUCCAUGUGAACCUUGGCCGAGUUCUGAGCAGACUCUAAUCUGAUUUAUCUCUUUGCAUGUUUUCCAUUAGAGUUCUCCUUUCUUUUUUCUUUGAAUCUGUUUUCUAAGGGAAUGGGAGGGGAUUCUGUUUUCUGAGACAGUUUUCUUUAGUGUGUGUUGGGGGGACAGAAAUAAUGAAAAGUUUAGGGAAACUAAAAAUCAACUUCCUGAUUUAAAACUUUGUUUUUAAAUUACUGUUUGAUCUAUUACAACCUGUUUGGAACAGCUGUCUCAUCUGCAAAACAAUUUUAAACAUGUAAACUUUGUUUAGCUGAAAUGUUGUGUGAACUUCUCAUGGCACAAACAGAAACUCUAGUAAAAAUAUCACUACAGGAUAUUUUCAGUGUUUUUUAAGUUACAAAUAGUCUUAGAGCUCAGAACUCAAAAAAAAAAAAGGAAUGCAGGUGAAAUGGGAGGUAAAUACAUUUGUGAAAUAUCCCCUGGAAGUGGAGGACAAGGCUAUAAGGUAAAGUAUAUUUGCAUUUGACUCUUAAUAUUUUUUGUACUGUAUAUAUCUACCUCAAAAGAGAUUUAUCAGGCUUAGCCAAUAUUUAUACUGUGUAUGCAGAGUAAUGACUUAAGUUGUUAGUCCUUCUGCUGUAUUUAUUUGACUAGAGAUGUGAUGAUUGCAACUCAGGGCUUUGGUUUAGAUAUAUUUAAAUACAAACUGGAAAGUUUCUUGAACRUAGGUCACUGCUGUAUCUUGAAAUAGGACAAAAUGCUGUGAUUUAAGAAUGGCAGUAGAGGAAGGAGAAAUUCAGAAUAAAUUUUUGAAUUGAUAAAAUAGGGAGGGAAAAACAAUGCUGCAAGCUUGACUUGUGUGAAGAGACCUACAUGUUUCAGAGUGGUGCUUGGUGCUCUGCCUAGGUGUGAGGAACGUGACCUGCCUGGUGGGCCGUGGGCAGAUGGGCACAAUGCCCUUGUACCAGACUCUUUUCAGAGAUUUUUUUUGUCCUAAGCAGCAGAUUAGAGCAGGAACCUGGUGUCCCAGUACCCGCGUGGCCUCCAGCUGGGCCCAGGUUGGAACCUCCUGCCUGUCAGACCUUGCAGGUGAGAGAUGGGGAAAAUCUCCCUAUUGGCAUUAGGGCAAGGGCAGGUUAGAGGUACUUAAUUGUUUCUGUUGUCUGUGCUGUAGGUGUCUAUUUGCAUUUGUUGGGUACAGUGAGUUUAGUCUUGCUUAUGUCUUCCAAAGGAGUAGAAUUCAUUGAAGGAAAAGAAGAAAAAAAAAAGAGGGGAAAAAGAAAACUGAUAACUGUCCCAGAAGAAUUGUUUUUAGGAUAUGACCAUUCUUUAGAUGUUGGGAGAAGAGAAGGCCAUGUAUUAAUAUGUUAUAUUGCAGAAGAAUUUAUUUGGAUGGUUUGUUGCUACCCAUGCAGUUUGCUUGCACAUUGUUUUAUAACGGUUAUCUCUCUCCCUAAUGUGCUCACACGGAGCCCAUGGCUGCUCUGUUCCCCUGGCAGUGGGCUCAGUGCUCAAUGGAAGGGCACAUAGGACAUAGCCUGUGCAUACGUCCCGGCAGGGAAGGAAGAUUGGGAAGCAUCUACAGAUUUUAGUGCUUUAGUGUGUGUUUGUAGGUGAAAGCAAGGGGCAUUUAUAAUGGAUUCCUGCUGAUACCCUUCCCUCAGCAUCUUGCUUGGGCACUGCUGUCUUAAUAUAUUCCACAGCCAUAAAGCUGUGAGUUGUGUGUUCAUUUUUGAGUAAAAGACGAAUUGCUCUUGUCAUGCUUGGACAGCAGGAAUCUGAAGGGGGACUGAGCUUCGGGGCCUGUGCUCUGGUGAGGAGGAUCCUGCUGCUGAUGGCCCUGGCAAGGCAGGUGUUGUUUCGUGGGCACUACAGGCAAGGACRACAAACAGAUGUGGGAGUGUUUGGAGGAGGAACCAAUUGCAAAAAGGAACCCAGUCAGUUCUGGAGGUGCUCCUUGUAGCAGAGUGGGGUACCUGGGGAAGUGGUGUCAUUGCUCCUGACGCRUCCUACUCUGCGCUGUGUUGGUACAGUGUUAUUAGCUUGGAGUUGAGAAAUUGCUUGGUUGGUAAAACUGCAGUAUUUUAGAGCAGGGGCUUUAGACCACRUAGAAUUGGAGUAUCUGCCAAGGUGUUUAUCUGCUGUUCUGAUCUAGCACAGAUUUUAAAAGUGUUUUCUUUGUGUACCUGGCUCGAGUGUCAGAGCUCAUUGUUACRGAGUAGACCGAUGUUUAGAAUUUUUAUGGCUAAAGACAGGAGAGAGCCAUUUUCAUUUGUAACAUAAUUAACUUUCAAAUAAAAGCAAGUUGAAGAGUGAAUCAAGAUUUGAGUAUAUGAUAUUUAAUUUAGCAUCUAUAUGCAUUUUUAAGAGUCCAUCCAGAUCRUAUUGUUUAUUACCUAGUAUUACCUAAUCAGGUUUAUUGUCAGAUGAUCACUUCCUGGGACAAGAACUUGAGCAUUUUUUUUGUGAUUGUAUGAGCACAGAACCACCAAGCUAAUUCAAAACUUCAUUCAAAAUUCAAGCCAAGUCAAAAUGUAUUUGUUUGAAUAGUGAAAAAGUUCAUUUUGUUUCUCUGUUUCUUUAAUUCCACUGUCUGGCAGCCAGAGCAUGUACUGAAGAAACGCAAACCUGCCUGAUGCUGAUGCUUGCAGGAGUCCCAGUUCAGUUUGUUGAUUCUCAAGUUCAUAAUAUUUGGACAAGCCUCCCUUGACUAAUUACUAAUACCAGUAUUGCUUUCCUCUUAAAAAGAGGGCUGUGGUUAGAAUUAGAAAAAUGUACUCUUAACAUGUUUUGUUAGAGAAUGCAAAUCUUGUUGAAUUGAAAUAUUUGCAGAUUSAAGUGGACUUGGCUUGAGAGAAUGUUUUGAGGGAAGAGGAAAAGAAGUUCUAUAGUAAUGAAAUACUUUAUUUGAUUCGAUGACAAAAAGCUUUGUUUCAUGUAUAAAAUAAACAUUAAGUUCUAUUUCAAAGUAAUUCAGAAAGAGUAAAACAGKUUUUUUCUUCAAGAUUAUGUUGUGCAUAUCUCUAAGUACAUUUUUUUAAUGCAAGAAAACUUGCAAAUUUUAAAAUUCAUAGCAGUUCCUUGUGGAUUACCUUUUCGAAGUCUGAACUUCUGCGUCUCUGGUAGCAGUGUUGGAACUGGAGACCCGAUGUCGUUAGCGGAUGUGUAGUGAAGGGAAGGAGUGAAUGCAGUUGAAAACACCUGCAUAUAACCCUGCAUAUAACCCCCAACCAAGUUCACAGGUAGGUUUUGCCUUCUGACUCUGCAGACAGAGGAUGAGCAGAUGCUGAAGAGCCAAGUUUGUGCUAGCUUCCAAUGAGCCCAAUGUACAUAUAGUGUUAUCUCCCUGGUCAUACUUUCCAGAGAGAAUCCUAGUCUGGUUUAGUUCCAUUGAAUCAGUCUGUUUUACCCAGGAAAUCAGUACGCCAGCCUAACUGAACAAGAGGAGGGCGCGUGUGUAAACAUAAUUUAUUUCUCUAAAUCUUUAAUUCAGUGAAUCAGCUUUAACUUAAAGUAUCAGUCAAAUAGAAACUGUAGAGACAAAAAGGAAUGUAAACAUUAGAACAGUUUUGUGAAUCUGUUCAUUGUGUAUAUUGUAUUUGAGUAUUUAUGAAUUGUCAUCGUUUCCUACAGUGUUUCUGUUAUACUUUGUCAAAGACCUGUGAUAAAUUUCUGCUGUACUGUUCAGUAUAUUGUGUAAUAAAAUAAUGCUGUUGGACUCUUGUUCAAUGAUAAACAUUUUGCAAUUGAAUAUCUAUUUUUUCUGUU
Messenger RNA from Nothoprocta perdicaria, 6296 nucleotides. RefSeq names its product phosphatidylinositol specific phospholipase C X domain containing 2 (gene PLCXD2). The record is from RefSeq and is a predicted model, not a curated record. Gene Ontology annotation, molecular function: phosphoric diester hydrolase activity. Gene Ontology annotation, biological process: lipid metabolic process. The transcript has 4 exons. Lineage: Eukaryota; Metazoa; Chordata; Aves; Tinamiformes; Tinamidae. The coding region runs from base 28 to 975 and encodes 315 amino acids.